CGCUACGCCAACCUUGCGAGAUUCGCUCGUGAGCCCAAAGCCGCGCCCUGCUAUAUAGCGCGAGUGUUUACGCUUCCUUCACCCCCUGUCACACAGAAAGCGGCCAAAGAUGUCUGGCAAGGUCAGCAGUCGCAGCAGCAGCAGCAGCAUAUGUUGGUUCAUCGGAGUUGGACUGUGCGCGCUGGUAAUGGUGGUACAGCUGGCCGGUUUGGCCGAGGCGGACGCAACCACCACCUCCCGGACGCAGGUAUCGGACGAGGCGCUCGACAAGGCGCUCAGCGACAAGCGGUACCUGAUGCGCCAGCUGAAGUGUGCCCUCGGCGAGGUGCCCUGCGAUCCGGUCGGGAAGCGGCUCAAGAGCUUAGCCCCGUUCGUCUUGCGUGGCGCCUGUCCGCAGUGUACGCCGGCCGAGAUGAACCAGAUCAAAAAGACAUUAGCCCAUUUGCAGCGAAAUUUCCCGUCGGAAUGGAACAAACUCGUGCAAACGUAUGCUGGUUAGCUGGGGACGGGAAAGUUUCCGAAAGCAAGCGGUGGAAAAACGGGAGGGAGGUUUAAGUGUUAUUAAAACUUUUGUAGGAUAAUGUAGUAAUGUAAGAGUACCUGGUGGACCCUUUCGGAAUUGACUGACAGACGGCCAGGGCGGAGCUAAUGUAAGAAGAUGUGCUGCAAAAAUGAAGACACCAAUAAAAGCUGUAAAGUAAGAAGAACAAAUUCAAACAUGAGAAAAUUGGUUAAAAGCGUGAACAAAUAGCUCGUGUAGCAAGUAAGCCCUUCAGGAAAUCACACAAUGUUUGCCGUCCAUUUGAGCGGGGAAACAACAAAAGUCUUUCCAAACUAAAUUGCUUCUGUUCGGGAAGAUGAAAAAAGUUAAUAAAAACAACUAGCGGGAGACAGUAAGAAAGGUAGAAGUGUAACAUGAUGAGA
Anopheles coustani is the source of this 924-nucleotide messenger RNA. RefSeq names its product putative odorant-binding protein A10. The coding region runs from base 110 to 499 and encodes 129 amino acids. The record is from RefSeq and is a predicted model, not a curated record. The transcript has 3 exons. Lineage: Eukaryota; Metazoa; Arthropoda; Insecta; Diptera; Culicidae.